This is a messenger RNA of Arachis ipaensis, 740 nucleotides long. Lineage: Eukaryota; Viridiplantae; Streptophyta; Magnoliopsida; Fabales; Fabaceae. The record is from RefSeq and is a predicted model, not a curated record.
CGCGCCACCACAUGCAGCCAUCACCGCCGCGCCGCGUCGCUGCUCCGCCGCCGUUCACGCUUCUGUCACUGUCAAAACCGCACGCCGCCGUUGGAAGUAUUUUCAUCGUCGCCAUUAAUGGAGCUUGGUGAACAGUGGGAAGACGUGCGAGGAAGGAGAAGCCUUCGCCGUCGCACCUUGUGCUUCCAGUUUCCGUCGUCACCGUGCAGAGUCGCCGCCAUCGUCAUUAUCACGGGUUGCUGCUGCUGCGCAUGUGAUCAUCGCCGCCUCUGGGUCCGUCACCGUCGAGGCUGGUCGCGGGCAGAAGAAGGAGAAGAGACCUCCGUCACCGCCGAGCCAAACGCAGGAGAGAGAAGGAGCCCGCGGGAGAGGAGCUUGUUACCGUCGCUUCUGCCGCCGGAGAAUACCUCUGCUGCCACUGAGAUCUGUCGCCGUCGCCGUUGCCGGAGUUCUGGUCGCCGCUGCCGUUCGAGGUGGCUGCCGGAGCUGCCGCCAAACCGGUCCAGCGACCGCCGCUGUUUCAUUUUCUUAGUUCGGGUCGUGUUUUGAGCGUUGCACGUCGCUUUUAAGUUGCUGUGAGUGCUGCGAAAGUGAUCAGGGGGCUGAGUUUGCGGUUGCUAUCGGUUUCGGGUUAAGAGAAACGGUUUCGUUGACGCGUUUUGAGUUAUGGUUUCGACGAGUCGAGCUUUACCUUUUCAGGAACCGGAUGAAGAAGCAUUAAGAAGAGUUAUACUGCGUUU